Molecule: messenger RNA, 2811 nt
Organism: Pyrenophora tritici-repentis Pt-1C-BFP
Lineage: Eukaryota; Fungi; Ascomycota; Dothideomycetes; Pleosporales; Pleosporaceae
Product: NatB-MDM20 domain containing protein
Source: RefSeq, a predicted model, not a curated record
AUGGCGUUCAACAAUUGGGAUAAGUUGCGUAAAGCUCAACGCGACUACCCCAAACCAAAUAAGAUCGCAGAAGUGUUCGUACGAAAGGCACUCAAGAAGAGUCCCAAAAACCCUUUCCUGUUGGCUUGGGAAGCUAACCUGUCGCUUCAUCUGAACCACGACGCCGAGACUGCAAUUCGUCAAGUGCAGCAGGCAUGGGAGCAGCCCGGGUCCAACGAUGUUCGACUCUUAUCGUACCUGUACGAGGUGUUGGCAGAAGCAACCCGAAAAAGCCACCGUGUCCUUGAGAUCAGCAGCGUGGGUGAUGCGAAUUCAAAGAAGUGGCAGAGCGCUGCGAAAACCUUAACACGCAAACAAGACCGGGAAGACUUUUGGUCCGCGCUAGGCAAAGUUGCGUCGCGUGAGAGGUGCUGGGAAGACUUCCGACUCGCUGUCGUUCAAUACAACAAGGAGAUCAAAGAGGGCACCACAUCACCAUCUGCAAAGAAACAGGCUCACUACACACAAAUAAUCGCCCUUCAACAAGCAGCAUCUCAGCAGUCACGUAUCGAAGGCGGCGAGCAGAAAUGCAAAAUUUAUGCCGAUUUGGCACGUGGGCUGCUAAAGCAAGCAUAUCAGGCACCACAGGUUAAUCCCCUAGCGUUUAAGGAUAUACGGGAUCUACGUUUUAUGGGCGAAGUUCAUUGCAAGCAAAACCGAUGCAACGAGCUUGUAGAGCUCUGGGACCAUCCACCUGAUGACUUGCAACCCCUCAUGGCAACCCAUCAAGACGACUUGUGGCGUAUGAAGAUCAAGCUUGCGCAUGAGGAAUCGAAUUGGAAACUAGUCGAGAGACUGUGUCUGGCCUAUAUCGAGCUCGCGAUAUCGAAAUUGGUUCAAGACCCACAGUCCAAGUCCUUUUGGGAACUGUGUGCCUGGAAGUUCGAUACAUGGAUACUUUUGUUACGUGCACUGGCAGAAAACCAUGACGCUGUAGAGGGCCGGCAUAUUUUAUCUGGCAUUCGGGAUCGUGCUUUUGGAGAACAAUUUCCGACCCAAGAUCGCUCCUUAAUGCUCGCAUAUAUGUGGCUCUGCGGAAUGUCAAAUAACCCGAUGCUGGAGCAUCUCAAGAUCUACUGGGAACAGCAUUCGAAUCGCAUAGUCUGUUUCCCGGACAUAAAACCUUUUGUCAAAGUCAUGAGAGUGGAGGAGUACUCAGAACUCUUGGAUUUUGUCCGGGAGAAAUCAGCAAUGGAUUAUGCCCCCAAGACUCAGGACUUGCACAUCAUCGAGCAGAACACCCUGAAGAUGUUUUACUACACGCAUUGCUCCAUUACCCAUCCCCCGCCUGUAGGACUGAUACAUUGGAGGCAAGGUAAUAUGGAGAUCGUUUUCCGUCGGGCAGUCACGAGCCCCUGGUCAACAGAGUCCAAUUCGUCCAUAGGCUUCAUCGCGAUUUAUUGCCUCCUCCAGCUGCACCGCGACGCCAUGUGUAACAAGGAACCUCAGCAUCCUUUACAGACAACGCGAAACUCCCGACUUUUAUUACAAGCUGCCAUGCUCGCGCGUCACUUAGUCGCUUGCCACAAGGAAAAGCAGGAUAGAACACUAUCACUACUUGCCGCUCGGCUGCACCUCAACCUUGGUCUAGGAAAAUGUGCUUUCCAGCUAUACAGAUUCACAAAGUCCAAGGAAAUGUUGUUAUACAACUUGUCAGUAUACGUUCUAUCGCGGAUUUCUCUUGCGCAUCCAUUUGGUGCCGACGGUCGCGGAGGCUUUUCUGCAGAGGAAGAGCUCGAAAAUGUCAUAGACUCCAUGAACAGGAUGGAGAACAAGGUCCAAGACACUAUGAUUCCAGACCUGCAAUCGAUCACAUGGGACAAGACUAUUGGCUUGCUCAGACUAAAGGAGAAGUUCAGAACGAGCUUAUCCAAACUCACAUGUAUUACGGAGCGCCGGCGCGUAGCGCGAUUGAAGGGCGAAUCUGUGGAUAACCUACCAGUUUUGGACUGGACAAACUACCGAAGCGUCAAUGACGAUAUAGACAGGAAUGUCUUUCCCCACUACGACCAAGAUGCCAAAGGGCCACUCUCAUAUGUUAUGCCCAACAGGUUGCCCAAUGCAUCUUGGAUGCUCAGCAAUCAUAAUAACAUCGAAGCAUGUACCAGAGUGCUAUGCAAAGAGACGCAGAGGCUCGACUAUAUUCGCGCAACAGACGGUGUGGUCGGAAGCAAUGAGUUCGACACACCAGCCGAGUCGAGAGCAAAAAUCAUGUGGGCCUUGAUCAACGACAUUGUUAAGAUCAUGACGUGGGAGAAAGAUUACCUCGACACGCUCACCAGACCCAUCAAAAAGUUGCCCCAAGAGCUCCAUGCGAUGCGUGUAGCGAUGGAAAAACUACGCAUGCCUGGCUCCACCACUUUGAAACUCGAAGACGAGCCUGCCAUGUUCCACGAGAACAUGCUGAUUUCUUGUUACACAAAGUUUGAGGUUCUCCGCGCGCUCAACAAGAUGAUCGAGCACAUGCGGGAGAAGGUCAUCAACCCGAAGAGCACUCAUUUCAUGAAGGCUACGCUGCCGAAGAACUGGGUACCCGAAGUUGAAACUGAGAUGAAGAUCUGCUAUGAAGCAAUACGUGAUUUAGCACGUAGCUAUAUCUUUCUGAUCAAGGAGAAGGGCGAGGCAGCGAUCAAGGCACAGAUACGGUGGGGCAUCACAGGACAAGUCCUCAGGAAUAUGUUGACUGAUGCUGAUGUGGCUUUGUAUGCACGCGAGUAUGUCGAUAGUGCAUUGCAGGCUUGGGAGGGAGUACUCAAGGUCAAACUUAAGUAG